CGGCCGCAGAGUCCCCCGUCUUCUCGACCGCUGGAUCGUAUUUUGUCGUGUCGCAUCGCUGUCGAACUCGUGCCUUCCUAUUCUGCGUCGCUUUCCUCCCAGUUUGUAAGCCCUUGUCGUCUGCGCAUAGCUCUUGUGCUCUUUGAUCGCUUCGUGCAUUGUCCUUUCUCUCGCUGUCGGGUCUUCACAUCGCUCGUCCACUUUGACACCGCACCGCCUCUGGCAACCAAGAAAUCCCUAGAAAAGAACCUGUCCGCCAGACCUCCGCCGCCGAUUCCCUCGAUCUUCACGCCCUCGACAUGUCCCGUCCCGAUGCGCACGCGCAUGGCUUCGACCACGCCAAGUACGUCGGACACAAUGGACGCAGCCACGGCGACCACGGCGGCCCCGGGGCGCACGACUACGGCGCCGCCGCCCGCGACGGCGGGUUCAACAGGGAGAGCAUCGGGCGUGACUUCGGAGGGCCGGAGCUGAUGUCGCCCAACUUCUACGUCUCCUCGCCGCCUGUCAGCGCGGAUCGCCGGUCGUUGGCGGCGGGGGCGUACCACGGGUCCGGCUUCCCGUCGUUCGUGUCACCCCGCCUGUUCACGCCGUCACAGGGCCUCGGCGCGGCGGGGGGUGACACUUGGAACCCAAAAGCAGCCACUGCUACGAAUGUCACCAAGCACGCCGACGCGGGCGUGACAUCCCAAGUUCAACCAUCUCUCUCCUUCCACAACCACAACCACAACCACACCCCUCCCCCUCCGCGCGGUCCCCCCGUCCCCGAGCUCUACAGCUCCCCCCUCUCUGCCACUGCGGCUGCCUUCAACGACCGCGACCACCGCGAUCUCUAUCUCUCUCAGCGGCAUCCCCAGCAGCAGACACAGCCCAGCUCCCCUGCCACCCAGCUCCAGCAUCCGAGCCCGCAGUCUCUCCCCUCUCCCACAACCAACGCAGCCACUACACGCUCUACACUCUGGUGGGGCGAACUCGAACCUUGGAUGGACGAAGAGUACGCCAAGCAGGUCUGCAGCCUCAUGGGCUGGGAGCCCGUCAGCAUCAAGGUGCCCCGCCCCGCGCCCGACCCAAUCACCGGCCAGCAGGCGAACAACCCGGGCUAUUGUUUCCUGACGUUCCCCUCUCAGGCCCACGCCGCAUCCGUGUUGUCACAGAUCAGCAACCAGAGCGGGAACCCCAUCGUCAUGCCCAACUCGAACAAGUCGUUCUCGCUCAACUGGGCGUCGUCCGUGCCUUCCGCGUCCGUGCCACCCCCAGUACCAGGCCAGCCGGUCGCUCUGCCCAGCGGCCAGAACCCUCAGUAUCCGAAAGAGUACAGCAUCUUCGUGGGUGACCUUGCUCCCGAGGUGUCCAACUCCGACCUCGUCGCUGUGUUCCGCAACCCAGUCCUCGGUCUGCGGAACGACCGGGAGCCCCGCUUCAUCAGGCCCUUCCUGAGCUGCAAGAGCGCGAAGAUCAUGCUCGAUCCGGUCACGGGCGUCUCCCGCGGGUAUGGGUUCGUGAGGUUCACUGACGAAGCAGAUCAGCAACGCGCGCUAGUUGAGAUGCACGGCCUGUAUUGCCUAUCUCGUCCAAUGCGGAUUUCCCCGGCGACGGCAAAGUUCAAGCCUGCUCCCGGGAUGACGGGCCUCGACUUCUCGCAGAUGCCGUAUCCCCUUGUGCAGCCGGCGGUACCUCCCCCGCCAGAGCAGCAAGGACAAGUCACAGUCGCACUGCCUCUUCCGAAUGCUGCUCAGGCGAAGAGCGUAUCAGCGCCGUUGGCGGGUACGACAAACGGCACGAACGGCGUGAAUGUCUCCAACUCGUUAUCCAAUGUGUCGUCCUUGGGCUCAGGCGCCAGUGCCAGUUCGUCAUCGACCCUGGUCUCCGCUCCCUCCGAAGAGGCUAUGAAGUUUGUGACUGGUGGCGGGGCCGCAUCUGUUAGUGGGAAUGAUCCAGCGCCGUCCGUCACGGCCGCGUUUGCUCAGUCUGACCAGAGCAUGGCGCAGAAAUUCAACAUAUCCGAGGAAUCGUGGAAGCACCACGCACAGGCUCGCGCUAUCCUGUCCAAUCUCAUUGGUCCCAAUGGCGAGCAGCUCACGUCCUCCGAUCCUUACAAUACGACUGUCUUCGUUGGAGGGCUGUCGCCCCUGAUCUCGGAGGACACGCUGAGGACCUUCUUCGUGCCGUUCGGCGAUAUCCACUACGUCAAAGUGCCUGUCGGCAAGCACUGCGGGUUCGUGCAGUUCGUCCGGAAGCCCGAUGCGGAGCGCGCGAUAGAGAAGAUGCAAGGCUUCCCUAUUGGUGGCAGCCGGAUCCGUCUGAGCUGGGGUCGCAGUCAAUACAAAGCUGCCCAGGCCGCUGCGCAAGCCGCACAGGCUGCUGCCUUUCAGGCGCAGUACCAAACCCAAAUUACUCAACAGAGCGGUGUUCAGAUGACGCCCGAACAGGCAAUCCAGCUGCUGGAGACUUUUGGGAUUAACAACGUCGGCGCCAAUGGUGGUGGUACCUCCCACGGCAGCGGAAACGACACUCAACCAGCUCUCUACCCAGAUCUCAACGGGAACCGUCAAGCACUUCUGAACGCGUUCAACCCCUCGAUCUUCGGCUCCCGUCCAGAGGCAAGCGCAGCGUCCACGACUACGACUGGCUUCUCCCCGUUUUCGCCCGAUCCCAAUUACUUUGUUGACGGGGCGAAGAAACAAGAUACGACGUCCCAUGCCCACCAGCAAUCCUUCUCCAAUGCCUCUAACGUCUCGAAGGGAUACCCUACCUGGUAUAACCCUUCUAAUGACGAGAAAGUCAUGAACGGCAACGGGAAGAUUUCUCCAACGUCAGCGAUGCAGACCAUUCGCCCACCUAGUGCGUCGCAGAGGUUCAAUGCUCUGCUCGGAGACCCAUCGUCUGCGUCGUCGCCGUUCCAGAACGCGCGUUCCUCGUCGCGGCAGGAGGCUCCCAUCGGUAGGCCCGAACUUUCUCGGAGGGGCUCAAAUACGCGGGAGCAGUACGGAAGCCAGGAGCACGAGCAUGACGCGAUCCAGGAUCUGAACGGAACACUCGCUAGUCUGGACCUCAACAACAGCCCGGGCAUGUGGAUGGGAGGGGACCACAAAAAUGCGCUCACGUCCUCGUCGCCUUGAAGCCGAUCUCACGCACCUCGUAUGUCGUCCUUGAAUU
This is a messenger RNA of Rhodofomes roseus, 3156 nucleotides long. RefSeq lists its product as uncharacterized. Gene Ontology annotation, cellular component: cytosol. The record is from RefSeq and is a predicted model, not a curated record. The transcript is spliced from 5 exons. Gene Ontology annotation, molecular function: mRNA binding. Gene Ontology annotation, biological process: mRNA splice site recognition. Lineage: Eukaryota; Fungi; Basidiomycota; Agaricomycetes; Polyporales; Fomitopsidaceae. The coding region runs from base 300 to 3119 and encodes 939 amino acids.